Molecule: messenger RNA, 501 nt
Organism: Seminavis robusta
Lineage: Eukaryota; Bacillariophyta; Bacillariophyceae; Naviculales; Naviculaceae
Source: the annotation of a GenBank genome assembly
AUGAAACGACUCGUCACACAUCCAUCCAUUCGCCGACGACUAUCCAGUGGGGUCUUACAUGUUGGUUUUCGAGGGAAUGCGGCUCAAGUAGUGCCAUCAUCACCUGCUGCAACACCGGCUGAUUUGUUGCAUCAAUGGCAAGCACGGACUUACUCCACGACGCGCCCCACCAAGAUGGCUGAAACAGUGUCCAUCACGUACGUGGAAGCGGACGGAACGGAGAGGGAGGUUCAGGCUGAACUCGGCAAAAAUCUUUUGGACGUGGCACACGAUAACAAUGUGGAACUGGAAGGUGCCUGUGGAGGUGAAUUGGCGUGCUCUACCUGUCACCUCGUAUUCGAACAAGAAAUCUAUGAUACCCUUCCUGAAAAGGACGAUGACGAAGAGGACAUGCUGGAUCUGGCAUUUGAGCUCACGGAAACAUCUCGCCUUGGUUGUCAAAUACUCGUGACGGAAAACUUUGAUGGCAUGAAGGUGAAGAUCCCUGAUGAUGGCUUUUAA